Eimeria acervulina is the source of this 2847-nucleotide messenger RNA. RefSeq lists its product as hypothetical. The record is from RefSeq and is a predicted model, not a curated record. Bases 1 to 2847 code for a protein of 948 amino acids. NCBI's taxonomy places the organism in Eukaryota, Apicomplexa, Conoidasida, Eucoccidiorida, Eimeriidae. The transcript has a single exon.
AUGUCGCAGUCGGCGGACGAUGCUGCUGCUGCUGGCAGCGAAGCCAGCAGCAGCAGCAGCAGCAACAACAACAAUGUAGAAUUAAGGGAAGCAAAUCCAGAAGGGUUUUCAGGCUCUCUCCUUGACUGUCUUACAGAGGCACAGAGAGCCUUAGCCCAAAAGAACCAGUCCCUACAGCAGCAGCAGCAGCAACAGCUGCAGCAGCAGCAGCAGCUGCAGAUGCAAGAGCAUCCGCAUAUACAACAGCAGCAACAGAUAGAACAGCCACAGCCUGAGCAGCAGCAGCUGGUGCUGCAGCCAGAGCAUCAGCAGCAGCAGCAAGUUGUUGCUGGUCCGGGGGAUGCCGUGCAGGUGCAGCAGCCCCAGCAGCAGCAGCAGCAGCCGGAUCAGCAGCCGGAUCAGCAGCCGCACCAGCAGCCGCAGCAGGAGUCGCAGGAGCAGGCGGAGCAGCAGGAGCAGCAGCUACAGGAACAGGUGGCGGAGCAGCAGCAGCAGCAACAGCAGUUACAGCCGCCGCAGUUAGAGGAGCCUCCACAGCAGCAGCCAGGGCCGCAGCAGGAGGAGGAGCAACAGCAGCAGCAUGAACAGCAGCAGCAUCUGCAGGAGCACCAGCAGCAGCAGGAGCACCAACAGCAACAGGAGCACCAGCAGCAGCAGGAGCUGCAGGAGCAGCAGCUGCAGGAGCACCAGCAGGAGGAGGAGCAGCAGCCAGAGCAGCAGCUGGAGCAGCAGCAGGUGCAGCGGCCGGAGCAGCAGCAGGAGCAGCAGCUGGAGCAGCAGCAGGAGGCGUUGGCUGCUGCUGCAGCUGCAGAGCCGCAGCCUGCCAGCGGUUCGUCUUCUGGGUUUGCUGCUGCGGGCGAGGGCCCCCCUGCACAUAUGCUGCUGCACUCUGACAGCUGCUGCUGCUCUACAUCAGGCGACAGCCUUCCCAGCGGUGCUGCAGCAGCACUACGGGCCAUCGGGGCUGCGAAUGCAGCAGCAGCAGCAGCAGCGGCUGCUGCUGCUGCAGCAGAAGCCGCAACCACAGCACCAACAGCCGCAGCAGCAGCAGCAGCAGCAGCUUCCCCCGUCUCGGAGUCUCCGGGAAGCCGCAGGACGGCAGCAGCAGCAGCAAGAGGGAGGAGGCCAUACAAGCGGCAGGGAGAAGAGGCACCUGAAGCAGCAGCAGCAGCUGCAGCAGCAGCAGCAGCCACAGCAGCAGUCGAAGGGACCCCUAUUAGGCCCAAGUUGAGACGCAGCGAAGAAGGCAGCAGCAAGAGCAGCAGCAAGUCGAAGGAAAGCCCAGGAGAUAACAGCACAAACAGUGCAGGGAGUCCCUCAACACCAGAGAAGAAAGCAGCAGCAGCAGCAGCAGCAGCAGCAACAGCAGCAGGAUGUUCAGCUGGUACGGCUGCGGCUUCCCCUGCUGCAGCGUCACCUUGCCCCUCCGAGCAGCAGCAGCAGCAGCAGCAGCAACUGCUGCUGCUGUUGCAGGACGGCUCUAAAAAGCGCAUGAGGAGGGGUGCAGCAACUCGCGGCAGAGGUGGCAGAGCUAAAGAAGAAAACGCAGCAGCAGCAGCAGCAGCAGAAGAGGGGGAUUCACUCGACGUUGGGGCCUCCUCUCCCGGCGACUCGCAGCAGCAGCUGCAGCAGCAGCAGCAGCAGGUGGAGGUUAUUCCACAGCCUGCUGGGAGGAAGCGUCGGGCUGUGGGUUAUGUCUUUAUUGUUGAGAAGGGGCCGGGUGAAGACAGCAGCAGCAGCAGCAGUGCUGCACCAGGAACUAAGAAGGAAGAGCAGGAAGCAGCAGCAGCAGCAGCAGCAGCAGAAGCAGGCAGCAGAUUCUCCGCUCGCUUGCGGCAGCGCCCAGAGUCUCGCUUCUCUUCAGGGGUUGAGGGCAUCUCUGCUGCUGCUGCAGCAGCAGCAGCAGGUGGUGGUGCUGCAGGGAUGGGUGCUUCAUUUCCUGCUGCUUCUUCGUAUGACGGCGACGGGGGCGUGGUAGCUGCGCAUACACCGCAUGCAGCAGCAGCAGCAGCAACAACAACAAGAGGAGCAGCAAUGCCCCUCGACCCCACUACACGCCGUCGCUGUUUAGUUAGUCAGAGACGCAUCAAAGGUGUUGAAAGAUAUUUACAGCUCUGCGAACAGAUGUACUUCGGGUUUUGGGGCGGCCGCAGCAGCAGCAGCAGCAGCAGCAGCUGCAGAGGGGGGGAGGUCGAGGCUAUUCGCGGCGCAGGAGGAGUGCAUAUGGUCAGCAGCAGCAGCAGCAGCAGCAGCAGCGUUUCAGAGUUAUGUAAAGAUGAAGACACAGAAGUAGGUGCGGUGAUGCACCGCUUGAUUGUGUGUAACAACACGCAGCGGGAGCGUGCAGCAGCAGCAGCAGCAGCCGCAGCAGCAGGAAGUGGUGGUGGUGGCGGCGGUUGCGGCGGGGGUUCGUCGCAGCGCAGCAGCAACAGCAGCAGCAGCAGCAGCAGGGAUUCUCAGCAGCAGCAGCAGCAGGAGUCAAGCUGGGGGGUCUCUUCUUCGGGUAGUGGUUGGCAGCGGCGGAGCGGGAGCAGCAGCAGCAGCCAGCAACAGCAGCAGCAGCAGCAGCAGCACUGCCGAGUAAAGCUUACUCCAGUAGAGCUGCUGACAUCUCCUUUGAGGCAGCAGCAUGUAUUAGAUCUGUGGGGCCCUAAAGAAGUUGCAUUGUUUGAAGCUGGUAUAUGUAAGUACGGUAAAGACUUUAAUUUGUUGCAGCGGCUUAUAAAGACAAAGACAAGUAAAGAAGUUGUUGAUUUCUAUUAUCUCUGGAAGCAAACAAAUAGAUAUGCGGCGUGGAAGGAGCACAGAAACCUCUCCAAGACGAUGCUGCACUCUGUGUUUGGGUGA